Dictyostelium discoideum AX4 is the source of this 513-nucleotide messenger RNA. RefSeq names its product UPF0534 protein. Bases 1 to 513 code for a protein of 170 amino acids. The transcript is spliced from 3 exons. The record is from RefSeq and is a predicted model, not a curated record. Lineage: Eukaryota; Evosea; Eumycetozoa; Dictyosteliales; Dictyosteliaceae.
AUGAAUAAAAAAGAUAAAAAGAAGGCACCACAAAAGGUUGCUAAAGUUUUACAUCCAUUAUCAAGAAAAGCAAAAAAAUUAACAUUAGAGGGUAUUAGAGAUAUUAAAAAAGAGAAAAAUGCAAAUAUUAGAAAAAAAGAACAAAAACCAAUCAAACAAUUAUUAGAUCAUUUUCAAGAAAUUGUUAAAAAAGAAAAUAAAAAAAUCUUUACAGAAUCUGAAGUUUCUGAUAUUAUUGAUCAAUUUUUAAAAACUAAAACACCAGAAGAAGAGAUUAAACAAGUUACCAGUAGAACUAAUAAAUUAGAAUUCACAAAAUCACAACAUAAUGAUGAAAUUAAAGAAUUUAAAAAUAAUGGUUAUUCUGUACCAGAUUUAACAAAUGCAAAUUAUGUUAGAUUUUUAUUAAAUUGGGAUGGUGAUAUGAAAUAUAUUACUCAACAAUCAUUACCAUUGAAAAAAUUUAAAUACAUUGAACAACCAAAAAAUGAAAUGGAAACUGAUUCAAAAUAA